GCCUUAGUCAAUUAGGAUUUAUACAGCCUACCCCGAUUCAAAGACAAACAAUUCCUAUAGCUCUUAUGGGUAGAGACAUUUGUGGUGGUGCUAUUACUGGCUCUGGAAAAACUGCUGCAUUUCUGGUUCCUGUUAUAGAACGCUUACUAUACAGACCAAGAAAGAUUCCUUCUGUGCGAGUGCUUAUCUUAACACCAACUCGCGAGCUGGCUAUUCAAUGCCAUAGUGUCGCAACCAAAUUGGCAUCAUUCACUGACACAACACUUUGUCUAUGCAUUGGAGGAUUAAAUCUCAAAAAACAAGAAAGUGAACUUCGUGCACGCCCUGAUAUCAUUAUUGCAACUCCAGGACGAUUGAUCGAUCAUGUGCGAAAUUCACCUUCUUUUAGUCUAGACACUAUUGAAAUUUUGAUAAUUGAUGAAGCCGAUCGGAUGUUGGAAGAUGGUUUCUCUGCUGAGUUAAAUGAGAUCGUAAAGAAUUGUCCAAAAUCGAGACAGACAAUGCUUUUCUCUGCCACCAUGACAGAUAAUGUCGAUGAACUAAUUCGCCUUUCAUUGAAUCGACCGGUACGACUAAUGAUCGAUCCAACAAAGGCAACUGCAGUAAAGCUCAUACAGGAGUUUGUUCGUGUAAGAAAACAUCGCGAGGAAGAUCGGCCUUCUAUGUUAGUUGCAUUAUGUAAAAAAACAUUCCGUCGUAAAGUUAUAAUUUUCUUCAAAAAUAAAGCCACUACUCAUGAAAUGAAGAUAAUUUUUGGCCUUUUGGGGUUGAAAGCUGCAGAAUUACAUGGAAGCUUGUCACAAGAGCAG
Molecule: messenger RNA, 809 nt
Organism: Racocetra persica
Lineage: Eukaryota; Fungi; Glomeromycota; Glomeromycetes; Diversisporales; Gigasporaceae
Source: the annotation of a GenBank genome assembly